This is a messenger RNA of Limulus polyphemus (Atlantic horseshoe crab), 3278 nucleotides long. RefSeq names its product transducin-like enhancer protein 4. The transcript is spliced from 20 exons. Gene Ontology annotation, biological process: negative regulation of canonical Wnt signaling pathway; regulation of DNA-templated transcription. Lineage: Eukaryota; Metazoa; Arthropoda; Merostomata; Xiphosura; Limulidae. Gene Ontology annotation, cellular component: transcription regulator complex; nucleus. The record is from RefSeq and is a predicted model, not a curated record. The coding region runs from base 685 to 2718 and encodes 677 amino acids. Gene Ontology annotation, molecular function: protein binding; transcription corepressor activity.
CAACCGCGUGUACAGUGCGUCUACCUAUCCCAGAGCUUCACGUUACGGGUGAAUCGAGACGAGAGCUUCUGCAGUUGGAGAGAGAGUUGUGUUGUUUUUGUUGCGUUCGUACUGUUGCUGACACGGUUAAACGUUGUUCGGGCAAAUGAAGUCGACCUGAGUCGUUCUAUUUUCAUUACUAAAUUCUUUAAGGGUUUACUAACUAGUUAAACUGACAAUAUUCGUGAAGAAACCCACCUUCAUUGGAUCAACAAUUGCUGACGCCGAUGUCAAUGAAGUGUUUGCUUUACCUACUGUGAAACCGGAUGUGUGAAUAAUAAUCAAAUCAUGAAAUUGGGAAAAAAUUAGGUUUCUAAACAUGAGUAUGAGAUUGAAAAGUUGACUGUGCAUAACAUCGAUUCGCAGCACUUGUGUAACUGUAUUUUUAAAUAAAAGUUAUUUAUUAUUAACGUAUUUUUUAAAGGUAUAUCUCAGUUAAACAACUUAAUUUUUGCUAGUGUAUUUGUAAGCAAUUAGAUGAAGAAAAGGGGUUUAACCUGCUCAAACUGUAUUCAAUAAUGGAUUAAUAACUGCCAGUCUGUGUGUUUUUUUGUGGUUUAAGUGAAUCGACGUAAACGUACUUUGUAUACCAGCAUAAAGCGCUAAGCCUAAUUUCUAACACUGGACUGUAGUAUUUUAAGCAGAAUGUAUCCAGCUCGACACCCAGUGAGCUCAGCAGCUCUUCCUGUUGCGGGCCCCCCGCCUCAAGCUGGGCAGCCUUUUAAAUUUACUGUUGCUGAUUCGUGCGAUAGGGUAAAGGAAGAAUUCAGCUUUUUGCAAACUCAAUAUCACAGUUUGAAAUUAGAGUGUGAAAAAUUAGCCAGUGAAAAAACGGAGAUGCAAAGACAUUAUGUUAUGUACUAUGAAAUGUCGUAUGGUUUGAAUGUGGAAAUGCAUAAACAGUCUGAAAUUGCAAAGAGGUUAAACGCUAUCAUUGCCCAGAUUUUGCCUUUCCUGUCUCAAGAGCAUCAACAACAAGUAGGUUCAGCUGUAGAAAGAGCCAAGCAAGUCACCAUGACGGAAUUAAAUGCAAUUAUAGGGCAUCAAAUGCAUACACCACAGAUACCUCCGCAUGCUCAUCCACCCCCAAUUCCCAUGAUGCCGUACGCCUCGGCAGCGGCCAUGGCUGGACUCCAGCCACCAAAUAUACCCCCCACCAGUGCAGCUGGUUUAUUAGCCCUUUCCAGCGCCCUGGGCGGAGGAGGACACGGGUCUCACCUAUCGUCCGCUGCUAUGUCUGCUUCCAACCUGAAGGAUCAUAGAGAAGACAAACGCUCCAACAGCGCUCAUAGUUCUGACGACAGACCCAACCGUAUCAGCUACCUGGCAAGAAGUGGCAGUGGUAAUGGAGAACGAAUCCGAAUUGCACAAGGGGACAAAUCCACCACUCCUGUUCCAAAAUCAAUCACUCCAACCAGCUCUGCAGGGAGUACUCCUGGUUCAAGUGGGUUAAAGUCAGUUCCGAAAGGUCCACCAAUUGGUCCUCCAUAUCCUUAUCCUAUACACAGCAACAUGGCUGGAUCUCAUGGGCCAGUUCCAGCUGAACUUGGUUCUAAUGCUGCAUUCUCUCCGAGCAUGUUACACAAUAAUAUUUCACCAUCUCUAAGUUCUUAUCCUCGCUCUUUGGUUGGAAGUUAUGAUCCACACACUGCAUUGAGAAAUGCUGCAGGAUUUGGUCCUGUCACAGGGGGAAAACCGACCUAUUCAUUCCAUGUCAGUGCAGAUGGUCAAGUGCAACCAAUCCCAUUUCCUCCAGAUGCACUCAUUGGCCCAGGCAUUCCCCGACAUGCUCGCACAAUCAACACUCUUAGUCAUGGAGAAGUUGUGUGUGCUGUAACGAUUAGUAAUCCCACCAAAUAUGUCUAUACAGGAGGAAAGGGUUGUGUUAAGGUGUGGGAUAUAAGCCAGCCUGGUAGCAAAAGUCCAGUUUCUCAACUUGAUUGCUUGCAACAUGACAAUUAUAUUCGUUCUUGCAAGCUCUUGCCUGAUGGACGAACCCUCGUUGUAGGGGGAGAAGCCAGUACCAUUUCUAUUUGGGAUCUUGCUGCUCCAACACCACGUAUCAAGGCUGAACUGACAUCUAGUGCCCCUGCUUGUUACGCUCUCGCUAUCAGCCCGGACUCCAAAGUCUGCUUCAGCUGCUGUAGUGAUGGAAACAUUGCUGUAUGGGAUCUUCAUAAUGAAAAACUUGUCAGACAGUUUCAGGGCCAUACAGAUGGUGCUAGUUGUAUAGAUAUAUCCAGUGAUGGAACUAAACUGUGGACAGGAGGGUUAGAUAAUACAGUACGUUCAUGGGACCUCAGGGAGGGCCGUCAGUUACAGCAGCAUGACUUUACAUCUCAAAUUUUCUCCCUUGGUUACUGUCCAACUGGAGACUGGUUAGCAGUAGGCAUGGAAAGUAGUAACGUUGAGGUUCUACACUGUUCAAAGCCAGACAAGUAUCAGUUACACCUUCACGAAAGUUGUGUCCUUUCUUUGAAGUUUGCAUAUUGUGGGAAGUGGUUUAUCAGCACAGGUAAAGAUAAUCUUCUAAAUGCAUGGAGGACACCUUAUGGAGCCAGUAUUUUACAGUGCAAAGAGACUUCAUCUGUGCUCAGUUGUGAUAUAUCGUGUGAUGACAAGUAUAUUGUGACAGGAUCCGGAGAUAAAAAGGCAACCGUGUAUGAAGUGAUUUACUAAGACUUGAGAAAUACUUUUCUCACAGGAAACGAUAUGGAGUUUUUUUUUGACAGUUCUACAGGUCUCUCAGAGAAGAACGUACUGCUACUCAGGAAUAUUGGAACCGAAAGAGACCGCAAGUACUUAUGGGGGGGAGGACUUUUGGAAUCAGUCUAAUUUUGCUUUUAUCAACUGAGAUAUAAAAAUAUUCAUGCCAUUAAGUUCUGUACAGAGCUAAAGAAAUUGGUAAUGGAUAGAAAUUUGUUUUUCCAACCUUGUGACUCUUGAACGAUCUUGUAUACCAAAGAACCACUUUUUUAUUGCAAUUGUGCUCCGUGCAGAAUAGGGGAUCUUAGAAUAAUCUUUCAAAAAAAUGUCUGCUGGAUAUUUUGGGAUGGGGGUGGGGGCUUUUACGAUCAGAAACACCUCAUUUAAUUACUGUGGAUAUUAGACUCUGCAUUCCUAACUUGUGUCACCCUGUUUCACAGACAAAUGAGUUGUUUUAAAUAUAAGUGUCAGAAGUUAUUGUUCAUAUCAAUUGCCCAUUUUGAUGUGAAUAAAUAUUUUUAUUUCAAGCCUUU